CUCCGUACAUACGAUCGGUUAAAGAUCAAAUUGUGAGGGUGGACCCCAUGGACAGGUGCGACUAACACACAAUGGGGAUAACGGUAGAGUUCUAUGACGAUGGGUGUGCUUUACUUACGAUGAGAAAUGGGCAGAACCGCUUGAACUUAACGACAUUGAAGCAAUUUAACGACGCUCUGGAUGAAGUAGAGAGAAAUGAGGACACCCGCAUUCUGGUAACAACAGGUGAAGGCAGGUUCUAUAGCAAUGGGAUAGACCUAGAAUGGAUGAUGUCAGAGAAUAAUGACGUCAAGAAGAAGUUUUUCCUCACCCUGUAUGACACUCUGUGGAGAGUCAUGCACUUCCCCAUGCCAACAGUCGCAGCCAUUAAUGGACAUUCCUUUGCUGGCGGAGCGUUCCUUGCUCUUUGUCACGACUACAGGGUGAUGCGGUCAGACCGCGGAUGGAUAACUUGGAAUGAAGUUUUACUAGGCUCUAGAUUUCCAGCUCCUCUGCACGAUUUUCUGCAUUUGAAGCUGUCUCCCGAAGUUUUAAGAGAAUCCGUCAUUUUUUCUAAAAGAAUAACAGGACACGAAGCGGUUAAUUUAAAAAUAGUUGACGGAGUCGCCUCGGAAAGCAGCUUAAUUUCCGAAAGUAAAAAGUUAGGAUUUCAAGCGCUUGGGAAAAAUGUUAUCAAUAGAGCAGAUUUGCAUAUCAUGAAGAAAGAUUUAAUGCCACGUAUUCCACGCAAGUCCUUACUCUAGUGCUCAUUGUGUAAAGUUCGGUCAUUUAAAAGAGAGAGAGAGUUAUCCUCUUUACAUAAUUGUUUUUAACAUUUGUAUCGUACAGAGAUGGGGAUAAUCAGAUUAUCUGUGAAAUUAUUAAGAAUGAAAAAAUGCAAAUUUUUCAUGUUUCUGUUAAUUUUUUGUUUUGUAAUCAGCGUUAUAUCAUAGAUAUGUAAUUGUGAUUUAAAUUGAUGUGUUCCUAAACUGUUUGUGCAUUGUUGAUUUAUUUGUUGUCGAUUCUGUUGUAAAUUAAGUU
Magallana angulata is the source of this 1020-nucleotide messenger RNA. RefSeq lists its product as uncharacterized. The coding region runs from base 72 to 743 and encodes 223 amino acids. Gene Ontology annotation, cellular component: peroxisome. Lineage: Eukaryota; Metazoa; Mollusca; Bivalvia; Ostreida; Ostreidae. Gene Ontology annotation, molecular function: enoyl-CoA hydratase activity; delta(3)-delta(2)-enoyl-CoA isomerase activity. Gene Ontology annotation, biological process: fatty acid beta-oxidation. The transcript has 4 exons. The record is from RefSeq and is a predicted model, not a curated record.